Molecule: messenger RNA, 1506 nt
Organism: Peniophora sp. CBMAI 1063
Lineage: Eukaryota; Fungi; Basidiomycota; Agaricomycetes; Russulales; Peniophoraceae
Source: the annotation of a GenBank genome assembly
AUGGGCGGAACCACUUUCGACUACCAGUUCACGGGCGAGGCCUUCCAGGGCAAGGUCAACUUCCCCACUGGCGUCUUUAUUAACAACGAGUGGUCUGACGGCGGCAACGGAGAGACCAUCGACGUCAUCAACCCCACGAAUGGCAAGACGAUCACCAAGAUCUCACAGGCCGCCGCAUCCGACGUUGACCGCGCCGUCAAGGCCGCUCGCAAGGCGCUGAACGAGACUUGGGGUCUCAAGUGCCCCGGUUCCGAGCGUGGCAAGCUUAUGACCAGGCUCGCUGACCUUAUGGACUCGCACUAUGACGAGCUUGCCGCCGUCGAGGCUCUCGAUAACGGCAAGACGUUCUCGUGGGCGAAGAAUGCCGAUCUCGCCAUGUCCGUGGGCACGAUUCGCUACUACGCCGGCUGGGCAGACAAGAAUCAGGGCAAGACCAUUGAGACGAGCGAGUCCAAAGUUGUCUAUACGCGCCACGAGCCUAAGGGAGUGUGCGGACAGAUCAUCCCAUGGAAUUUCCCGCUGAUGAUGAUGGCCUGGAAGCUCGGUCCGGCUCUCGCGACCGGCAACACCAUCGUUCUGAAGCCCUCCGAGUUCACGCCAUUGACAGCUUUGUACAUGACAAAGCUUAUCAAGGAGGCUGGCUUUCCAGCUGGUGUCGUUAACGUUCUUGUCGGUUACGGCCACACUGUCGGCUCGGCGAUCUCUGAGCAUCCCGAUAUCGACAAGGUCGCCUUCACCGGCUCCACCCUCGUCGGUCGCAAGAUCCAGGAGGCGAGCGCACGCACGAACCUCAAGGAUGUCACUCUCGAGCUGGGCGGCAAGAGCCCGAACGUCAUCUACGACGACGCGGACUUGGAGCUCGCCGUCAACUGGACUUCGCACGGUAUCUUCUGGAACCACGGCCAGGCGUGCUGCGCAGGCUCCCGCAUCUUUGUUCAGGAGGGUAUCUACGACAAGUUCCUCGACGCUUUCACCAAGAAGGCUCUCAGCCUCAAGCUCGGCGACCCGUUCGCGAACGACUCGUACCAGGGCCCGCAGGUCUCGCAGCUUCAGUACGACCGCAUCAUGGAAUACAUUCAGUCCGGCAAGGACGAGGGCGCGACGCUCACCACUGGUGGCGAGCGCCACGGUACUGAGGGCUACUGGAUUAAGCCCACUAUCUUCACCGACUGCAAGCCUGACAUGCGUAUCGUCCGCGAGGAGAUCUUCGGCCCAGUCGGUGUUGUGAUCAAGUUCAAGGACGAGGAGGACGUUCUCCACCAGGCGAACGACACCGUUUACGGUCUUGCCGCCGCCGUGUUCUCACAGGACAUCACGCGCGCUAUCUCAACCGCGCACAGGUUGCACGCCGGCACUGCCUGGAUCAACUGUGUCAACCAGCUGCACCCGCAGGUGCCGUUCGGCGGCUUCAAGCAGUCGGGUAUCGGUCGUGAGCUCGGCGAGUACGCGUUGGCGAACUACACGAACGUCAAGGCUGUGCACAUCAACCUCGGCCAGAACAUCUGA